AAAGUUUGUAUUUUUAUUCGCUAGAUGUCUUCGUAUAGUGAAAUUUAAAAAGCCCCGGGCUACCCAUACCCCCGACAUCCAGUCCAACAACCACCGUUAGACCGUUAGUGAAAGAAGAAUUUUUCUCUGCGUCUUCUUUCCCCCAUUAGACAACAAAUGACCGAACCAUCUUCACCACACGGAUUCACUAGUGCGUGAUGAACGUCGAUCCCGCUUAGUGAAAUUGAUUCAUUUCUGUUUGGUGAACCGCCAACUUGUUGGUUGUGAGUGGUAAAAAAGCAUCAAGGCUUGUGGCAGACAAUGUGUGUUGUGACGGAAUGAAGUGACCCCGAAUGUUUUUUUUGCACACGGCUCAUCACAAUGCACGCUUCGAGACGGCAGAAGAAGGCCCGUGCCAGGCCUUUUUCACCUCCUGUGACUUCACAUCUGCAGGCAUCACCGGCCUACAAAGUGGCCAAGCUCACGAGGGGACAGCAGGGCUUUGGAUUCACAAUAUCUGGUCAAGCGCCAUGCAUUUUGAGUUGUGUUGUGCCCAACAGCUCAGCAGACAGGGCUGGGUUGCACGCAGGGGACUGCUUGCUGGCUGUCAACGGAUGUGAUGUGAGUAGGGCUCCUCACGAUGAAGUGGUUAGGCUUGUUGGUUCCUGCAUGGGGAUGCUGAGACUGCAUCUGGCUGAAUCAGGUAUCCCAGCUACAGCGAAGGGAUAUUCUUCUUCAGAUGAGGAAUCAGAUCCAAAGAUGAGGGUUUCAUCUAAAAUUAGGCUGCCCAGGACCAGACAUGCAAAUCGAAUGAAAAGAAAAGGAGCAACUCCUCCUACCCGAAACGAAAGAGCCGUCCGAGAUUUACAUAGCCGAAUGAUGCCCGUCCCGCCAAUGCCAAAUUACUCUUCCGGAACUAAAAAUCGGCGUCGUCGAAACUCAAGCGACAGUAGCCAAGAACAUAUAGGCAACCUCUUGUCUUCGCCAAAUCUUCAUUCUAGAAUGAACAAACCGAAUAAUGGAGUGGCCACAAACAGCACCGGUCAGCUAAUGUACCGUUCAGUUGUAGGCUACUUGGGGACGAUUGAAAUGCCGGAAGACUCUAGCAGUCAGUCGUCUCCCAGUAGCGGCGUGAGUGGAGGUGGUCUGAGCGCCUCCGGCAGCCAUUCCAACAGCAAUAACAGCGCGGCGGCUCGACUGGCGGCAAUCAGGAGCUGCGUGCGUCGGCUCCGAGUGGAAAAGAAGGUUCACACGUUGGUGCUGCUCCGCGUGUGGGGACCCCGACCAGGUGCUGGAGUGGUCGUCGGUGCCGCCGGAGGUGGAGCUAUAGCCUCUAAUAAUAAUAGCAGUUCUUCGUCGGGAAAGAUCACUCUGACCAGCCCGGCUGGAGCCAAUUUGGCACGGUUUCCUGCACGACGUGUCGUUUUUUGCGGAGCUUACGCCGACGACGCCCGUUUCUUUGGACUCGUUACAUCCGCCUCCCACGACUCGGACGACGACGACGAAGAAGACGAUCAAUCCACUUCAGAUCACGAAGAGAAAAUGCUCAACGCCCAUCGUAAGAACUCAGCCGCUGGCUUCACGUCGUGCCACGUUUUCAUGGUAGAUUCCCGCUUGGUGGCCCACGAAGGGCACGCGGCCCGAGCCCACGCGUUCCGCUUCCAAUGCACACCAGCCGCCGGAGGUGAUGGACGAUGUCUGGAGUUCCCUCCCACGGCCGAGCCGAUACUGCAGGCUGUACUUUCUUUGUGCGCUUCAUCUGGAUGCCAUGGAAAUAACGCUAUCGGAUUGAUGGGCUGGGCCAAUCCUUUGCUACAACAACAACAGCAGCAGCAACAACAACGUCUCCAACAACAGCAACAACAACAUAAUUUGAGCAGCCACAGCAGCAGCAGUAGCAGCAAUAGCGAUUCGGGCAUCUUCCGGGACCGAGAUGAUGGGAAAAACAGCGACCGGGACGUCCAGCUGCAACUACGCCACCAGCAAGAUCAGCUGAUGAUGCAUUACCAACCCAUUUCACUUCCGCUCAAUGGCAAUUUGGACCGGCUAACAGUUCGAGCCAUGCCUGAUCCCCUAAUGGCAAUUAAAAGUCCCGGCGAAGUUGAACAUGCCGCUCGGUUAAGGAGUUCGAUGCAGCGUUACCUGAACCAGCAGCAGCAACAACAACAACAACAACCGCAGCCGGCCAUGCUGUUGCUGAACCGCAACACGGGGACGCACCAACACGUCAACCCUUCGCUGAGCGUUCGUGCCACGAUGACACUGGAGGAGAAACUCAGCCCCCAAGUCUUCAAAGGCCGACCCGGCGGCCUACCGCACCCCGCCAACAGACCUGCUCGAACGCCGUCGGAGCGCAGUCGUGCUCGUAGCCUGGACGACUUAAGUAAGAGCUGCCAGCAACAAGCACGUAUGCCCGGUGAUCCACCCCAUCAUCAGCACCCCCAUCAUCACCAUCCCCAACAGCUGGGAUCUGACAACGGUUUAGACAAGAUCGAUUGGGACGAUAGUACUCCCUUUGAUCCCGUAGUGGGCUGGCACAGCUUAGCCGGCCAGUCAGGAUCCCCACCGCGACAGAACCUGCUAGCCAAAAGACUGGAUUACGAAGACGAUGAUAGUGAAGAAGAAGAAGAGAGCGAGGUACAACACCCGGCUUCAGAUCAACGGUGCGGCCAAGAUGUAAGACCUGGGCCGACCGUAGCGGCCAAUGCUUCAACAGCUAGUAACAUCAACGAGCCCAUACUGACUGGCACGCUCGAGAAACCCAUUCAGACCGAUCAGCCUCCUCCUUCACAACCUCAACAACACGUUUGGACGCAAGGCUUCGAGAAACUCCUAGAGGACCCCCUGGGUCUACGGGCCUUCGCUGGUUUUCUAAAGAAGGAGUUUAGCCACGAAAAUAUUUAUUUUUGGGCCGCUUGCGAACGGUUCCAUCGACUUUUCCCAACGGAGGAUACAACAACAGCCUCGUAUGAAGCCCAAAAGAUUUUCGAACGUCACCUUGGCCCAGCAGCCUCUGAACCUGUUAAUGUAGACUCCCAGGCAAGACAAAAGGCAGAAGACAACCUUUGUCAACCUAGCCCGGAAUUAUUCGAUCAGGCUCAAAAACAAGUGUUCAAUUUGAUGAAAUACGAUUGUUAUCCACGGUUCCUACGCUCACCGAUCUAUCGCGAAUGUGUUCAAGCUCUACAACACAACGAGCAGCCGCCCAUAGCGGCAUUAACGCUCAAUGAUCCUGAUUUGAAUGUUGACUAUGAUUUCGGAGAUGGUGAUAGUGAUAGUACUCGCAAUUUGGCAUUGAAAAAGAGUGGCAGUGAUGCUGGUGAACGUCGACGUCGGUCCUUAUUACCUUGGCCCAAGAAAGACCGGUCUAAAUCCAAGGACCGUGGCGAAUCUGAUUACAGAAAGACGGCCAAGAAAAAAAAUCGACAAGGUAGUACCAGUAGUGGCCCUGAUAAGGAAAAGGAAAAUGCGACGGAUGAUGAAGACCAGCUGAUUAAAAGAGCAGCGUCUAAAGACUCGGUGGCAUCUGAAUUCAGUGACAGGGCGUUCCACAUUCAGAGUACUGCAAGCACAGUGCCUCUGGUCAAAGUUCUCCUUCCCGAUAUGUCCUCUGCAGUUAUUGCCGCCCGUCCUGGUCAAAGUGUCCAGCAACUUCUCAGCAAACUUCUGGAGCGUCGGGGUUUGCGCUUUAAUGCCUUCGAACUCUUUGACAGCCAUCAUUCUACACCGAUCGAGCUGGAAAGGGACGCGUCUGCAGUGGGUGGCAUGGAAAUCCGUCUGGAACCCCGAGUCGUCUUCCAUCUCCUACUGCUCCAGUCGGGCAAAUCGCUGAUGAUCCGUGGUCAGCCCAGGAGGCAGCUAGGCGAAGUGGUUAAGCCGAUUCUCUUAAAGUACGGACUCAAGAUUGAGCACUCGAUUAUCGUCAAAUCGGCUACGGGCGAUGUUGUCCAAACAAAGACAUUGUUAGCCUCAUUGGACGGUUGCCAUUUGAAGGUGAUGAACCGAGAUGAUGCCCCCGAAGAUGUCGGUGAAAUAGACCGCGAUGGUUCGGGCCAAGCUCAAGAGCAAGCCGAACAGUGUGAUGAACCAGAGGACCUUCCAGUGAAGAAUAGUGGGAGUUUGCUUGGUCGAAAAGGGUUGAAUCGAAGAAAUUCUCUUCAAGCCGAACGGAAUAGGACAGUUUCGGGAAAGAAACAGACUAUGGCACCAACGAAAAGUGAAGGAACGAUACAGAAUCCCAAUAUUUCGGCUGCCAAUAAACGACUUUCGCUGCACGAUCUACCAAAAUCCAGUUCAGCCACGCAUUUAAUGCCUCCACCUCGAGCUCCAUUUGGAUCGAGGAAGCCAAACACGCAACGAAACCCACUCACGCGUCUGGAAAAUGAAGCUCUCUAUGAGAGGUUGAAACGGGCGCAAAGAUGCAGACUUGAGGACCAAAGAGGGACGGAAAUUAACUAUGAACUGCCAGACUUUCUGAAAUUGCCUGGUCGGUGUUCCAAUGACGACUAUCCAGAAUCGCACGAACUCCCGCUUGACGGGAGAGCUUCUGAACCGAUUGGAUGCAGACCCAGAAGAGUAUACCAGGAAUCGUAUGAAUUUCCGCUUGAUGGUCGUGCAUCCGAACCUCUCUUUUCGAGGCGUGAGGUUGUCUCUGAGCCCCGCUCCAGUGGCUCCGGCAUGAGCGGCUCUUGCGCCUCACCGGAUUUUGCCGCCAUUGCUGCUCAAAUCUUGGACAAGAGUUUUUCUGCUGAUGGAUUAAUGCCCACCCAUGAAGAGGCGGAAAUGUAUUUCGGAUCUUCUGCGAGUGGUACCAUUGAUCUUAAGCCAAAUCAACCAUCGCAUGCCAAAAUCACUGUAGCAGCGGCUAAACAAAACGUGGCAAACGUCGCCGCACGUAUUGCGGCAAUCGAACAAAAAGACCGCGCUAAGCAAAACGCAAGUCAGCAGGUUGCCAAGUCGAAUUCCAAUUCAAACUGGGAUGACUUGCUUCUCGAUUUAGACGUGGACUGGCGCUGUUACCAGGGCCGCGAGACGGAUGAUCAAAAACAGCAACUGCAACAGCACAGCCGACCGAGGAACAACGUCCCCUCGUCGCAGCAGCAGCAGCAGCAGCCUCUUAGCAGUCGGCCGCCACUUCCCACGCCUCCUGCUCUCGAGCUGCUCGACUUGGACGACCCCCUGACCGCCGCCAGCCCAGCGCCGCCUCCACCUCUACCGCCUAAACCGGGCAAAACCAAGAUCAACGAACCGUUCAAAGCUCCCAUACCGAAACCCAUGCCACCUCCACGGCCUCCCAGUCGUAAUAUCAACACCUCUUCCAGAGUGAAUGUCAGUUUCGUUUAACAGUACCGAAAGGUUUUGACGUUAACGAAUUCUUCCCUUUUUUUUACAUUUAUUUUUUUUUGCGUUGGAAAAUGAUUAAGUGUGCCAUAUUAUUUCUUGAUUCGUUAAGCGUGUAUUGCGGCCCAUCGAGUGACGACUCCAUCCCAAGUGGGAAUUAGUUUACCCUGUAAAGCAUUUAGAAAUUAUAGAGCCUCCAACGAUUCGUCUUCUUCUGGACGUCCGACCAGCGUUAGCCAGAAGAGUUGAGGUCGAUCAUAGGCCGUCACCAACACUCCCCUGUCUAUGAAAGGAGCCGCCCCUGUGAUCAUGCAGUCCUUCAUUUCAAAGCUGUUCAUAUAGCGCAUAUCCCAGCUGGGAUCGUUGCUUUUCCCUAGAAUCCAGAGAUGUAAGAAACCGUCCUCUGCUGCCGAGAUGAAACCGCCUCUGACCGGAAGAAUCUGAGUUAUCCAGCGAAUGUGAGCUGCAACCUCGGAUAGGCAUUCCAUCGUUGGCAGCAAGUAGGCACGGAUGAAUCCCGUGUUGAAAGCUGCGAUCAAAACUGAAAAGAUACGAAAUUUUAACAAUGGUCAAUAUUGUUCCAAGCCAAAUUGAAAAAAAAAAAAAAACUUUCCUUUCCCAUUCCUCUUUUUUUUUACGAUAAAAUUUUUUUUAUUCUGUUCGUUGAUUUUAUGUGUACCAUUUUCACCGUACUAACCCGUGACUAUCGGCCAUUAGUUACCGUGCUCUCCUCUGGCUUCGAGGAUUAACAUGCUGGUGCAGCAGUUUGACGAUUUCUCCUGAAUACGUUGAGAGUGUGACCAACAGCCAGGUUCACCUUGAAAGAGGACGAUACCUCCUUGUUCGUCUCCUGCCACCAGGUAUUCUGUGGAAACACAAAUGACCGUGGUUGGGAAUUUACCGAGUUGGGUUUGAGAUGGCAUGUCUUGACUGCCUAUUUCCCAAAGACCUUCGUUGCUCCCUGUAGUAAGAAACAAAUACGGUUUGGGUUGUUUGUAAAAUUCGUCGUCGUUCACCUGAAUUGUCCCUCUUACCUGUGUAUAUAUACCCUUUGAUCGAGGCCAGUGAGGUGAUCCAUCCCUCCUCAUCGAGCGUCCUGUUUAUAUCCGCUUUCCACGUUUUAGUCGAGCAGUCGAAGAUAACUCGCAGUAGAUGAUUGGUGUGAGCGAUUGCGAGUGUUGGCUCCUCGUCGCACCACAAUACCUGCCAAAGAAAAGUAUUCGAUUGUACACGACCGUCUUUUGUCUCAACUAUGACUUCUUCAAUGUUUGUUUUUCAAACUUUCGAACUUGUAUAUCAUCGGGUUUAUCAACUAUCAGUUCGUUAAUGUCCAACACGUGUUGUUUUUGGACGUUUCCCCUCUUGUCCAAAACCAUCAACUCGACGGCGUCAAGGUGUACUACUGCAACAUGACUGCCGGUGCUCUCUUUCCUGUGCGUAUGUGUAAAUUUUCCAAACAAUCGUCAGUCGAUGGAUACAUUACAACAAAUAUUCAGUUGUGUACUUUAA
Molecule: messenger RNA, 6828 nt
Organism: Daphnia carinata
Lineage: Eukaryota; Metazoa; Arthropoda; Branchiopoda; Diplostraca; Daphniidae
Product: regulator of G-protein signaling 12-like
Exons: 15
Coding region: 361-5322 (1653 amino acids)
Biological process (GO): signal transduction
Molecular function (GO): protein binding; GTPase activator activity
Source: RefSeq, a predicted model, not a curated record